Sclerotinia sclerotiorum 1980 UF-70 is the source of this 2391-nucleotide messenger RNA. RefSeq lists its product as hypothetical. Gene Ontology annotation, biological process: potassium ion import across plasma membrane; intracellular potassium ion homeostasis. The coding region runs from base 1 to 2391 and encodes 796 amino acids. The transcript has 4 exons. Gene Ontology annotation, molecular function: high-affinity potassium ion transmembrane transporter activity. Lineage: Eukaryota; Fungi; Ascomycota; Leotiomycetes; Helotiales; Sclerotiniaceae. Gene Ontology annotation, cellular component: plasma membrane. The record is from RefSeq and is a predicted model, not a curated record.
AUGUUCACCCUUCUCCUAGAACUAUGGCAUCAAAUUGCGGCUCUCAAGCCAUCUUUUAUUUCCAAAAGUCCUCAUUUCAAUUUCAUCACCGUACAUUAUUUCUGGAUCAUUGGAAUAACACUCCUCGGCUCUUUAUGUUUAUAUAUCCGAGGAGGAAUCGAUUACAUAGAUGCUCUAUUCUUCGCAAGUGGUGGUGCAACUCAAAGUGGCCUGAAUACUAUCAACCUCAAUGACCUCAACACAUGGCAGCAAACUGUUCUAUACUUGCUACCUAUAUUUACGAAUCCAAUCACGAUCAACUCUUUCGUUGUCUUCCUCCGAUUAUAUUGGUUUGAGAAACGAUUUCAGCACAUUGCCGCCCAAAAUAAAAAGAAUCGGAGGAGCAUUGGGAAGUCAUUCUCAAAGUCGAGAACAACUGAUGUUGGAGCUGUAGAUGAAGAGAAAGGUGUUAAUGGCAGAAAUAUUGUUGUAAUGCACGGUACGACACGAGCGAAUGUUAUGCAAGAUGGUAAGGAUGCUAUUGUGGAUAUACAAGAUGCAAUCGAAAAAGAAAGGGCGAUGAACAGGGCAGAGGCUAUUAAUGGUUCUGGGAGUAGUAACCUAUCAAGUACAGAGACGGCGAACGAUCCUAGCCCUACCUCUCAUCAGACACAAAUUAAGUUUGCCGAUCAAGUAAAGAGGAGUAAUGGAAUGGAUGAUGAAGAAUUGCGAUUACCAGUUCGUCGCAGGGACGAGGAUCACAUUGCGUUUCUAGAACGUCAACGAAAUCCGGAAGACAGGACUAUCCUUCGAAUCCCAGGACCAAGAGAUGCAGAUGCUGGUGUAUCUCCACAAACCGUUGAGGAGGAGGAGGAAGGGGACCCGGUUAUAAGAACAUUAUCGCGCGUAGGUUCUGCGUAUUCUCGAAGAGGAAGUAUUGAUCGGGGAACUUUGAAUGGGGAGACACAAUGGCAAGAUCAUUAUCCCUCGAGGAAGCGCAAUAUUACAAUCGAAGUUCCGACGCAUCCCAAGGUUGAUCGCGCGGUCGAUGAUAUGAAAGCUGCAGGCUCCACGAUCAAAGGCGUCAUGAGAUUCCGCAAUAAUAGAACCAUGGAGCGCAACGAGGCCACCGAAACCCAGGGAAAUGGGGCCGUCAUCACAAAAUUGAAGUCGAGGGCUCCAACAUUUCAAAGCAUAAAGACAGCCCUUACUGGUGAAAAGGAAGAUCCCACUCCUUAUUUGAGUUGGGCGCCAACCAUAGGUCGUAAUUCAGCUUUCGUUGAUCUGACCGAGCAGCAAAGAGAAGAACUCGGUGGAAUAGAGUACAGGUCACUAAAAUCAUUGGCUUUAAUUUUGUCUUGUUAUUUUAUAGGGUUUAGUAUAUUCGCUGUUGUUUGUCUAUUACCUUGGAUUCUUAAUAAUCAUACCUAUGGUUCAAUAGUCGAACAGGACGGCCAGGGUAGAGUAUGGUGGGGCAUUUUCACAGCUAAUUCUGCUUUCACGGAUCUGGGAUUUACCCUCACCCCGGACAGCAUGAUCUCUUUCAACACAGCUAUUUGGCCGCUCUUACUGAUGUCAUUUCUGAUUAUCAUUGGUAACACGGGAUUUCCAAUUAUGCUCAGGUUCAUCAUUUGGGUUACCACAUUGUGGGUGCCUAGGAACAGUGGGAUUUGGGAGGAAUUGAGGUUUUUGCUCGAUCAUCCUCGUCGAUGUUUUACACUUCUUUUCCCAAGUAAGGCGACUUGGUGGCUCUUCUGGAUUCUUGUCAUUUUGAACGGCUUGGACCUGUUAUUCUUCAUUAUCCUUGAUCUUGGCAAUUCGGUCGUAACUGAUUUACCGGUGAACAUUCGCGUUCUCGAUGGUUGGUUCCAAGCUGCUUCCACAAGAACGGCUGGGUUUGGAGUCGUUAAUCUUGCCCUACUUCAUCCUGCUAUUCAGGUUUCCUAUCUAAUUAUGAUGUACAUUUCGGUUCUUCCUAUUGCCAUAUCUGUUCGUCGAACGAACGUUUAUGAGGAGAAAUCAUUAGGUAUAUACGGAUCGCCAACAGAAGAAAAUGAGGAUGAGGGAGAACCAUCUUACGUCGGUGCCCAUCUUCGAAGACAAUUGUCUUUCGAUUUAUGGUAUAUUUUCUUGGGCUUUUUCAUCAUCUCAAUCGCCGAGGGCAGCCGCCUCCAAGGUACUGAUCCAUCGAUUAAUAUGUUUUCGGUCUUGUUUGAGAUUGUUAGUGCCUACGGUACAGUUGGCUUGAGUUUAGGAUACCCAGGGAUUGAUGCCUCCUUGUCUGCCGAAUUCAACACUGUCUCAAAACUCGUCAUAAUCGCUAUGCAAAUUCGUGGACGUCAUCGUGGUCUUCCAAAGAAGCUCAAGAUGCAGCACAAAGAGUUCACCGUCGAAAUUCAAAUGCGACAAUAG